Apis florea (little honeybee) is the source of this 758-nucleotide messenger RNA. It is a transcript of the gene Lamtor2, whose product is annotated as Late endosomal/lysosomal adaptor, MAPK and MTOR activator 2. Gene Ontology annotation, molecular function: guanyl-nucleotide exchange factor activity; molecular adaptor activity. Gene Ontology annotation, biological process: positive regulation of TOR signaling. The record is from RefSeq and is a predicted model, not a curated record. Lineage: Eukaryota; Metazoa; Arthropoda; Insecta; Hymenoptera; Apidae.
AUGAAGUUAGUAAUUUAGUAACUUGAUUGACUAUAUCGAGAUUUGAAUGUAUAUAAAUUCAGCUAUAUAUUCAACAUUGUUGCCAAAUUUACUUUUUCAUAAUUUGUAUCUAAACUAGAUGCUUGUUAUUGUAUUAUACAAAAUUUAAUGAAAUAAAUAAAAUAAAUAAAUAAAAAAAAUUAAUUUAAAAAAAGGAACAAAAAAAAGAAAUUUGUACUUGUUAUUUAUAAAAUUAUGUUAAAACCAAAAGCUUUAACACAAGUGCUUAGUCAAGCUAAUACUGGUGGCGUAGAAAAUACAUUAUUAUUAAAUAGAGAUGGUGGUUUAUUAGCUUAUAGUGGUUAUGGUGAUAAGGAUGCAAGAGUAACUGCUGCUAUUACAAGUAAUAUUUGGUCAGCUUAUGAAAAAAAUGGACGAAAUGCAUUUAAGGAAGAUGAAUUGCAAUUUAUAUUGAUGGAUUGUGCGGAGGGCAAAGUUGUAAUCACUGAAGUAGCAAAUUUAUUACUAUGUUUGUAUGCUAAAGAAAAUGUGGGAUUUGGUUUAUUAAGAGAAAAAGCACAAGCUCUGGCAAGAUAUCUUGAUAAACCAUUGAAAACAAUAGCCAAUAUGCCUUAAUCAUUAUAUGUUUAAAAAUAUAUAUUAUUAUCUAUAAUAUUUAAUUUUAUAUUCUAAUAUUUAUAAUUUUUUGUAAAAAUGAAUUCUUAGUACUAUCUUGUAAAUAAUAUUUUUUCAAUUAAUAAAAAUUUUAUGUAUUAGAA